AUAAUAAUGUAUAUAUAAUGUAAACAACACGAGUCAUAUCAGUCAUAUCCGAAGGUGUCUCAACAUUGACACGCACUACAAAGUUAAAGUAGCAAUCCGAUCUCUAUGAAUAAAAAAAUUAAAAGCAAAUAAACAAACAGUAUGGGAUAACGUGAUACUAAAGUAAAGGAGACUUAUUCAUCCAUCCACAUACAAUGGAUGGAUGAUAAAAACAAAAGAAAAACAAUUUAACGUUACGAAUCCAAUUCCAAGCACGAAAUUUUGUCACUGGCAGCGGUUUCUCAAAACCCUAAAAACUCUACCCCUCCACUCUCCACGUGUCCCUGAAGGCCAUUUAUGUCCAUUAUUCCAACCACUGGAAAACAAAACAAAACCUGGGGGCGCUGUUUUUCCAUCUAUAGUAAUCUAAUCUAAUCUAAUCUCUGAUACAGUUCUAUAUAUAAUCAGCAAAUCCCAAUUCAUUUCCAAGCAUCCAAAUUUCAAACACAGAGAUAACCAAAAAUGAGUUGUUCCAGAAAAGGUUGGGUUGUAGCCGCAAGUGUUGGAGUGGUGGAGGCUUUGAAAGAUCAAGGGAUUUGCCGAUGGAAUCAUACCAUUAGAUCCCUUCAACAAUACGCUAAAAAUCAUGUUCGAUCCAUUUCUCAGGCUAAGAAGCUUUCUUCUCCCUCCGCUGCCACCGUUUCCGAUCACAGAUGGAAGCAGUCCGAGGAAUCUUUGAGGACUGUCAUGUACUUGAGCUGUUGGGGCCCUAAUAACUGAUCAUUUCUUUACUCUAUUACAUUACUAUUGUGUAUAUGUAUAUAUAUCCACUUCAAUUCAAAAUCAAUGGAAGAGUUUUUCUUAAUCA
This is a messenger RNA of Cucumis melo (muskmelon), 847 nucleotides long. RefSeq lists its product as uncharacterized. The transcript has a single exon. NCBI's taxonomy places the organism in Eukaryota, Viridiplantae, Streptophyta, Magnoliopsida, Cucurbitales, Cucurbitaceae. The record is from RefSeq and is a predicted model, not a curated record. The coding region runs from base 502 to 759 and encodes 85 amino acids.